CUUCGAGUCUACCAAAAUGACCAGCAAUCGGGAUUUCGCUAAGGAGCAGCUGAAGCGCUGGCAAGAGCAGCGGAGCCUGCAGGAAGUUGAUUCCUUAACCACAGGAGCUGGAAUCCCAGUGGGAGACAAGCUGAAUGUCCUGACCGUUGGUCCAAGAGGCCCACUCCUGGUUCAGGAUGNUCUCUGUGGUGCUCCAAACUAUUACCCAAAUAGUUUUACUGGCCCUGAGGAGCAGCCCACUUUGAUGGAGAGCUGUGUAUUUAUCUCAGGCAAUGUAGAACGUUUCGAUAGUUCAGUUGAGGAUAACGUCUCUCAACAAGGAGCAUUUGGCUUUUUUGAAGUGACUCAUGAUAUCACCAAAUUUUGCAAGGCAAAGGUAUUUGAGCACAUAGGCAAAAAAACUCCAAUGGUUAUUCGAUUUUCAACUGUUGCUGGAGAAUCAGGCUCAGCUGACACAGUGCGUGACCCUCGAGGCUUUGCAAUGAAGUUCUACACUGAAGAUGGAAAUUGGGAUCUUGUAGGGAACAACACUCCCAUCUUCUUCAUUAGAGAUCCAUUACUGUUUCCAUCUUUUAUUCAUACUCAAAAGAGGAAUCCACAGACACAUCUGAAAGACCCAAACAUGGCAUGGGACUUCUGGAGUCUUCGCCCUGAAUCUUUGCACCAGGUAUCAUUCUUGUUCAGCGAUCGUGGCAUUCCAGAUGGGCACCGUCACAUGAAUGGCUAUGGGUCACAUACUUUUAAGCUAGUCAAUGCUUACGGAAAUGCAGUAUACUGCAAAUUCCAUGUAAAGACCGAUCAAGGAAUUAAAAACAUAUCUGUCAAAGACGCAGAAAGACUGGCUUCUGAAGAUCCGGAUUAUGGCCUACGUGAUCUUUACAAUGCAAUUGCUAAUGAAAACUUCCCCUCUUGGACUUUCAACAUUCAAGUUAUGACAUUUGAACAAGCUGAGAACUUUCCAUUUAAUCCUUUUGAUGUAACAAAGGUUUGGCCUCAUAAAGAUUAUCCUCUCAUCCCUGUGGGAAAAGUUGUCUUAAACCGAAAUCCCGUCAAUUAUUUUGCUGAAGUGGAACAAUUGGCCUUUGACCCAAGCAACAUGCCUCCAGGAAUUGAACCUAGCCCUGAUAAAAUGUUACAGGGUCGUCUUUUCUCAUAUCGAGAUACCCACGCGCAUCGUCUGGGACCCAACUACCUUCAAAUUCCUGUAAAUUGUCCAUACCGAACUAGGGUGGCCAAUUACCAGAGAGAUGGAUUUAUGUGCAUUUCUGAUAACCAGGGUAAAUCUGAAAAUAACAACUUUUCACAUUUUAAACAGCAGAGAGAAUUCCAUGAUAAUCGUAUAUGUAUAACGAUUGCUUUCACUAUUUAUUGAAAGGUACGGGACUUCUUUGUCAAAGUACUGAAUGAGGAAGAGCGCAUGAGGCUUUGUGAGAACAUUGCCAACCAUCUUAAGGAUGCUCAACUUUUCAUCCAGAAGAGAGCUGUAAAAAACUUUACUGAUGUUCAUCCUGAUUAUGGUGCAGGGAUUCAAGCCUAUCUGGAUAAACACAAUGGUGAUAAACACAUUGGUGAAGAAAAAAGAAAGACACAACCAAGUGUGAUUCUGACUUUGAAAACAAUUUGA
Messenger RNA from Thamnophis sirtalis, 1624 nucleotides. The record is from RefSeq and is a predicted model, not a curated record. NCBI's taxonomy places the organism in Eukaryota, Metazoa, Chordata, Lepidosauria, Squamata, Natricidae.